UUCAUUUUACAGUUUUUCCACUGAGAAAAAACAAUGAGACCACCGUACACGAAGUCUGACGAGAAAAAGAUCUUGGAUACACGACUGAAAGACUUUAUGGGAGAAGUCAAUCCAGUUGAUUUGCUUCCAUAUUUGCCUUGUUUAGAGCAGAUGGAUAAAGAGGCCAUUGAGGCUAAACAGAACAAUAUGGGACCAACAACGGCGAAUCAAAUUCUUGUAGAUCGGCUCAAAAGACGGAACAAAGGUUUUGUGCAGUUUGUAAGAGCCCUGAGGACAUCUGGAAACGAACACACUGCCUUGUUAGUUGAUCCUUACUACAUUUAUCCAAUUGACGAAGGGGACGAUGAAAUCGCUGUGCCGAAUGGCUCAGAGAUCGGUUAUAAAAGGAUUGGAACAGCAAUUGAUGUUAUUAUUAAAGGUAACCUAUCAGCAGAGACAAGUGGGGAUGAGGAAGAGCCUGAAAGCUGUUAUGCAGAGGAAAAGUAUUUGGCUGAACUUUACGAACAACAUUCAUCCAAAGAAAGCAAACAAAUGCGCAAGGAACUCCAGAAGUAUCUUCCCCAAGGAGCUGUUUUUGUUCAUACUGCUAAAGGUUCCAUCAUAACCACUAUCCGCUUGUCAACAAAAGAAGCAGCCGUAAAGCUGUGGGAUAUGUAUACUGAAGGAGAAUUCCAAAAAUCGUUACAACAUGUCUUAGUGGACGACACUUUUAAGAAACAUCAAAGGAUCCCAGAGAAACCGCUGAAACUGAACCUCAGUAUAAGCCAAGAGCGUUUUGUACAAAUUCAGGAAAAACUAGCCGAGAUCGAAGAAGAGCAAGAGAGAGAGGAGAAAAUGCGUAGCACCUUGUCAAGCAAGCAAGAGGACAGUGUUACUGACGAUGAUGGAUCUAUACCUGAGGUUGAAGAAGAAAUCGACAUUCCACCCGUGUAUCUGGGAAACAAGGCCAAUCCCUUUAGCGUAUGUGAGCUGGAGCUUAGAGAGUACCAGAAGGAAUUGGCAGAUCCAGCGCUGGAAGGCAAGAACACCAUUAUCUGUGCUCCAACCAACAGUGGAAAAACAUACGUGGCUAUAGAAAUAGCUAAAAACCAUCUUGAGUCAUUCAAAGCAAAGGCACCUACAGACAGCAGCCUUAGCAAAAAACCAAAGGUUGUCUUCAUUGUGAGCACUGUGAACCUUGUUUCUCAGCAAAAGGAGCGGUUUGAACUCUACCUGAGAGACAAGUAUUCCGUGGUUGAUAUUUCUGGGGCAAACGCAACCGAGAUCCCCCUUAAGUAUCUUCUACAAAACCAUGACAUCAUUGUUUUGACUGCCCAGAUACUUGUCAACGCUCUUACUUGUAAAUCUAAGGAGGAGCAAGUAAAUUUGGAAGAUAUCAGUCUUUUACUAUUUGACGAGUGCCACCAUGCACAUAAGGAGCAUUCCUACAACCGAAUCAUGGAAAGGUAUCUUGCCUUGAAAAAGCAGCCUCGAAACCAAGGAUCGCUGCCACAGGUUGUUGGUUUUACUGCAUCGCUUGGUACAGGAAAAGCUAAAAGUGUCGAGAAAGCAGAAGAACACAUACUUCUUGUUUCUGCCAACUUAGAUGCAGAAGUUAUUUCAACUGUGAAAAAAAAUCAGUCAGAGCUCAAAAAGUUCGCAAACGUUCCUGAACGAAAUGUAUAUCAACUUUCAACGACUGGAAAUGAUCCAUUUGAAAAGAUAAUUUCACAGGUUAUGAAGAACAUCGAAGCUAAAGUGAGAGGUAGAAGAGGAGAAGAAUCAACUUCUGCUCCCCCGGAUGACAGUAAGUCAUGUCAGCAGUAUCGCCAAUGGGUGGAAGAGCUCUCCAAAAAUUCUGUUGCAGAUGCGGACCGUUACCUUAUAACAUUUGCAGAACAUCUCCGCGAGUAUCACAUCGCCUUGACAAUCAACAAAAGCACAACUAUGAAAAAUGCUAAGAAACGCCUUGAGAAGUAUUUUGAAUCCUUGGAUAGGGAAAAAUUCCUACCUAUUGACAAAAGUUUGGAACGUCUGUUUCAGUGCGCAAUGGAGAUUUUGGAUAAGAAUGUAGCAGAGCACGGUGAGCCCGAGAAUCCAUUCUUAAUGAAACUGAAAGAAUUGCUCCUUCAACACUACAAAGGUGAUCCUGGGAUAACUGGGGAAAGCGACCAGGAACGACCAAGCGAAGAGGAUGACAAUUUUGCAGAACACACGCCAGACAAUAAAACUUCUGAUAAAAGCAGUGGUGAACAUAAAGACUGGAUAGGGCCUAAAGGUAUUCUGUUCACAAGAACACGAGAAUCAACGUCAGCCCUAGAGGACUGGAUUAAAGAGGAUGAACAACUGAGGGCUGUUCUAAGGCCAGAGGCUCUUGUAGGCAGUGGAGAUGGCAACAUUGGAAUGACACAGAAUGAGCAAGAGCGAGUAAUCAGUCGAUUCCACACCGGAGAGAAGAACCUUCUUCUAGCCACUAGUGUGGCAGAGGAAGGUUUGGACAUAAGAGAUUGUAAUUUUGUCAUCCGUUAUGAUAUGAUGGGCAACGAGAUCUCCAGUGUGCAGUCACGUGGCCGUGUCAGGGCAGACGAGGGUAUGUAUAGCGUGCUCGUGAGUGUGGAUUCUGGAGCAUUGAAAAGGGAAAACACAAACCGUUUUCGAGAAACCCUCAUGGUUGAAGCCCUAAGCAAGGUUCAAAACAUUUCCGAAAAAGACUUUCAGAGGAAAGUAAAGGCUAUACAGGAUAAGAACUUUCGGGAUCGCAAGCUGAAGAAGGGUGUAAUGGCCUUGAAAAAGUCAAAGCCUGUACCCGAUGAUGUCAACUUCCAUUGCCGGAAGUGCAAUGAAGCCGUUUGUCAGGCACAUGAUAUCCGACGCGUAAGAGAGACCUUCUAUGUGAUCAUCAACAGUGAUGUACGGGAGUCCAAGGUGGUCAUGAAGAUCUGUCCUAGUCCCAAGAAAAUUGAUGAUGUCGAAUUUAACAAGAAAAUCUAUUGCAAAAAGUGUGGUCAAGAUUGGGGUGUGACCGUUCGUAUCAAUGAUGUGGAGUGGUUGUGCAUCAAGAUUAGUAGCUUCGUUGUUCAGUUCCCGGGGCCAAAUCCUCAGCGAAUUAUGAAAAAGAAGUGGAAAGAUCUCCCUUUUGGCAUUGAAGAGGCAACAUUUGAAGAGCUCUGGCAACAAGCUGAACAUGAGGAUGAUGAUUUCUUCGAAGAUGAUCUCAGCGAUUUGCUUGAUUGACUUGGUCGCAUAUGGCAGUGCAAUGCUUCUUGUUAAUUUUGAGAUGUCAGUUAGUUAUCACAAACUUUGAAUUUGUUGCCUAGUUGAUGCGAUACGUUAUGUUAGAAUAAGAAAGGAAAGCCCUGGAUGUUAGUAAUCUAAUUUUGUCGUGGAAAUACGAGGUGUGACCAGCACUCUUGUUUAACUUUUAAAGUAAUUAUCGCCUAAGGGGUUAGUCGUACGAUCAAUAAAAAUUGUUAUUGACAUUGG
Messenger RNA from Pocillopora damicornis (cauliflower coral), 3462 nucleotides. RefSeq names its product ATP-dependent RNA helicase DHX58. Gene Ontology annotation, cellular component: cytoplasm. Lineage: Eukaryota; Metazoa; Cnidaria; Anthozoa; Scleractinia; Pocilloporidae. The record is from RefSeq and is a predicted model, not a curated record. Gene Ontology annotation, molecular function: DNA binding; hydrolase activity; ATP binding.